GCAGUAGCACAGUGCUGAUCGGCGGCAACAAACAUUCAACCGGCCAAUCAGGUGCUCGUGGGAACAUUCUCUUGUCCAUCUGAAUUGUGCCGCAGUUCCCACAGUCGUCCAUCACCUCUGAGAGCAUCAAUCGACUCCUUAAACCCUCCUUCGAGCAGCGAUACCCCUUGUCUUCACGAUGGCGCUGAACUGCUUCGCUCCAAAUGUCGAUCCUGAGAUCCGUGAAGCGAACCGAGUCGCACGGAGGGCCAGCAACCAAAUCGAUGCCGAUCUGCGGAAAGAAGCCGAGGAGCAGAUGAAGCUGCCUAUGGUCAAGCUGCUCCUCCUUGGAGCGGGCGAGUCCGGCAAAUCCACCAUUCUCAAGCAGUUCAAGAUCAUCCACGGCGAGGGAUUUUCCGAUAGUGAUGUUGCUCUCUUCAAAGCCGCCAUCCUGGGAAACACAGUCGGAUCGAUGAAGAUCCUGAUUACCGAAAUGGAGCGGCUAGAAAUCCCAUUCGGCUAUGCUGAUGCCAAGUCCCAUGUCAGCGUCAUAAAGGAGGCGCCAUACGUAUACUCGACCUCAGCCGGUCAGGAAAUGAUCUCUCAAGAAAUAUCGACAGCACUCAAGUAUCUCUGGAGCGACUCUGGCGUCCAGGCAUGCUAUGCACGACGCAACGAAUAUCAAAUCAUCGACUCGUGCCAGUACUUUAUGGAGAGUAUCGAUCGAGUCUGUGACACCGCGUUCAAGCCGACUCCCGACGAUAUCCUGCGUGCCCGAAUCAUGACCACCACCGUCACGGAAAACAAAUUCAACAUCGGGGGCAUUCAGUAUCGGAUAUAUGAUGUCGGCGGACAGAGGAACCAGCGAAAAAAAUGGAUUCCCUAUUUUGACGAUGCCCGUGCCAUCAUAUACAUGGCGGCCGUGGGUUCCUACGACCAAGUCAUCUCCGAGGACCGAGAAACCAACCGAAUGGUGGAAGCCAUUCAGCUCUUCCAGAACCUGUGCGACCAAGCAUUGCUUUCCAAUACGUCCUUCAUUAUUUUCCUGAACAAAAUCGACUUGCUGCAAGAAAAGAUAAAGCGCCUUCCUCUGAAAAACUACUUCCCGGACUACCAAGGCAUAGAUAACUGGGAGGAAGUCCUUGUGUACUUUGGCGGGAAGUUGAAGGCCUGCAACACCUCACCGACUCGCAAGGUCUACGUUUACUCGACACUGGCAACCGAUACCAAGCAGGUCACCACCGUCAUCAAGACCGUCACCAAAAUCGUCGCAAAUCUCAACCUGGCGCAGAACGGCCUCUGAUUCAGAAAUCGUGCAGUACCAGUGUAGUCGGGUAACAAUCGGGCAGAGGCAUCUAUGCAAUCGUCGCAAACCAGCC
Molecule: messenger RNA, 1358 nt
Organism: Polychytrium aggregatum
Lineage: Eukaryota; Fungi; Chytridiomycota; Chytridiomycetes; Polychytriales
Product: guanine nucleotide-binding protein alpha-1 subunit
Exons: 7
Coding region: 179-1282 (367 amino acids)
Biological process (GO): adenylate cyclase-modulating G protein-coupled receptor signaling pathway
Cellular component (GO): heterotrimeric G-protein complex
Molecular function (GO): guanyl nucleotide binding; GTPase activity; G-protein beta/gamma-subunit complex binding
Source: RefSeq, a predicted model, not a curated record